Molecule: messenger RNA, 3356 nt
Organism: Chelonoidis abingdonii (Abingdon island giant tortoise)
Lineage: Eukaryota; Metazoa; Chordata; Testudines; Testudinidae
Gene: CEP85L
Product: centrosomal protein 85L
Cellular component (GO): centrosome
Source: RefSeq, a predicted model, not a curated record
GCUGCUGGGCUCGGGGCCCCGGCACCAUGUGGGGCAGCAGGAUCCUCCCUGAGUUAGGGGACGGUGGCGGCUUGCGCAGCUACAAAGCCGGCCCAGAUUACUCCUCUGCGGGAUGGUUAUCUGGUACUGAAUCACUGUGGCAGGCCUCAGCCAUUCCAUCGAGCAGCCGAAGUAACCAUAUCAGAAGACACAGUAUAGCUUCUGACAGCGGGGACACAGGCAUUGGUACCUCCUGUUCUGAUAGUGUGGAAGAUCAUUCAACGUCAAGUGGUACUUCCUUGUUUAAGCCCAGCCGAUCACUGGUCUCUAUUCCCACUGCCCAUGUGAUGCCGUCUAAUGCCAGCUCUUCACUUUCCAAACACAGGGAAGCUCUGAAGUCUGACUGCUCACAAUGGAGUACAAACCUUUUACGAUCAGGAGGAAGUCAAAAUCUGGGCAUAGUGGACAGCUCUCUUGACAUGAAGGAUGUGAGACCUGUAAGGAAGUGGUCAUCCUUGUCUAAACUCAGCACACCAGAUAGCUGCAGUCAGGAUGAAAGUGUCCUUUCAGGGGACUCCAGGGCUAGUACUGACAGAUCAGGGAGAGACAAGAACAUGUCACCACAAUUAAGGACAAAUGGGCCAAGUUGUUUGCAUAAUAGCAUGGAAUUGCUAAAAGUUGAGGACAAAGAAACUGGGAAAAAACGAUCUUCUACGCUGGAUUGUAAAUACAAAUUUGAAAGUUGCAGCAAAGACGACUUUGGUGUUUCAGAUGCCUCGAAUAGGAGACAUGUCUUUGACAUGACCUACAGUGCCUUACCUGAAAGCAAGCCCAACUCAGCCAGCGGUGAGGCUUUUGGGCACAGAUAUGCAACACUGGGACAGCAGGCUAUGAACGGAGUACCUAUUCAGCCGUCAGUGAGGACUCAAAUGUGGCUUACAGAACAGUUGCAUGCAAAUCCUCUGGACUGUAGGACUGCUGAGGAGUCAUAUGGUUUGACAGCUUGGCAACUGCAGCAGCUUGAAGAUCUUACAAGGGGAAACGAGCACUCGAUGCAGGUUCUGACUGGAUCGUCUCGUCAAGGUUACACAGGUGCAGGUUAUCAGGAUUUCAGUAAUUGGGAAUCCCUUAUGAAAAUCAAAGAAGGGUUGCUAAGACAAAAAGAAAUUGUGAUUGAUCGGCAGAAGCAACAAAUUAACAGUUUACAUCAGAAGAUACGGGAGAAUGAAUUACGGGCUCAACAUGCCAGGCUGAGCCAUCUUGUGAAUUGUGAAGAAUCUUAUGUGACUAAUUUACAGCAUUCACAAUAUGAGAACACAUCAUUGCAAGCUCCAUUUUCAGAAAGAUCAGUAUCCCACUGUGAGGAGCUUGAGCAAAAGCUUGCAUCAGUUGAGAAUAAGGAAAUGCAACUCAAUGAGUUUCUCAAGCAAAUUUCAAACAAAUCCAGUGAAGAGAAAAAGAAGAUGGAAGAGAAACUUAAAACCAGAGACAGGUACAUAAAUAGCCUGAAAAAGAAAUGCCAAAAAGAGUCUGAACAAAACAAAGACAAACAGAGACGAAUUGAAACGCUAGAAAAAUAUCUAGCUGACCUGCCAACGCUGGAUGAUGUAGAAAGGCAGAGUAAGCAGCUGCGCAUUCUAGAAGAGAAGAACAAGCAACUGCAAGAAACAGUGACCGAUUUGGAGAAGAAGCUUGGAGAGACUAGAACACAAUGUAGGGAGAAAGAGCUGCAACUCGUGUGUCAGAAAAAGAAAGAAAAAGACCUGGUCACCACAGUGCAGAGUUUGCAACAGAAAGUAGAAAAAUGCCUGGAAGAUGGUAUCCGCCUUCCCAUGUUGGACACAAAACAGCUUCAGAGUGAGAAUGAAUGCCUCAAAGAAAAGAACGAGAAAGCCCGCAAGGUCAUAGACAAUCAACAAAAUCAGAUAGCUGGGAUGAUGAUAGAAAUUCAGUCUAUGGAAGAAAAGCUUUUGCAAGGGAAAGUGACAAUGCAGAAGAUGACAAAUGAGACUGAAGAAAAAGAAAGGCAUAUACAGCAGUUAAAUAAAACUCUGCUUGAAAACCAAAGACUAAUGGAAGAGAAUGCCUUUUUGAGGGAGCAGCUAUGCCAGAUGGAACAGUGCAGACAGCCAGUGUCUGAAAAGAUGCCGGUGGCUGACCAGUUGUUCAAAGAAAUGUCCCAUUGUUUGUUUGACUUGAAAGCACUAUGCAGUAUUCUCACCCAGAGAGCUCAGGGCAAGGAGCCUAACCUCUCCUUACUGCUGGGAAUCAGAUCAAUGAGCUGUUCAGCUGAAGAGAAUGAGAAUUACCACAGCACAGAAACUCUCACCAAGAAACUCUCGGAGGUGUGUCAAUUACGGAAGGAUAUUGAUGAACUGAGGACUACAGUAUCAGACCGUUAUGCUCAGGACAUGGGAGACAACUGCAUUACCCAAUGAUAAAUUUUUGGUCUCACAGCAGUGACUACAUUAUUAAAUGCUGCUGUGUUACAGAUCUUUGCAUUUCGAUGAAGGAGCCAUAUGGGAAGAUUGCAUACUGUAUAUGAGCUGCACAUGGGUGUCUGAUGGGUCUGAGGGUUGUGCAUAUUUAAUUUGGGGGAUGGUGAGGAAAUCUUAAUUUGAAGAGAGUGGUACAGAUCUCAAGAAAAUCUGUGUUCUCCAAACUAUUGAAUGUAGGACCAAGCUGUGAAGAAUGUUCCCAUUAGAGAUGUAGGAUUUUAUUUCCUCCCUCAUGGCUCAUUUAAACAAUCUGUGUGGUUAUAUUGUUUUCCGGCAUCAAAGCAAAGUCUCAGAAAAUGGCAUUAUUGUUACUACUGUACUUACUUUCCUUCGGAGUUGGAGUUGCACAGUCUGAAUUCAAAGGCUGGAGUGACACGUUCAAGCACCCAAAGGUGUAGAGAAAAAAUGGACCGUGGAGCCAGAUACUUCUGCAAAACACAUCAUGUUGGAAACUGCAAUUGGGGUGGUCUUUGACUACUACAAAAGGUGGUUGCUCUUUUUAUAAUUGCCUUGUGAUUAGGUAAGGGAAAGAAGGUGUGGUUUCAGCAGCUGAUCCCUGUUGAUUAUUAGGGUUUUUAUUUUAUCCAGCAACAGUCUAGGCAAACAAACUCUGUAUGUGAAUGUGGUCCCAUCAGAUUUAGAUGUUAGCCUUCCUCAUAUGUCCAUCUUUUAACAUGUUGCUAAAAACUUUGUUUCAGUAAUAUGAAGACUGACACAAACACACAAAAGCCAGCUGCUGUAAGUCUUAAGACUGGCUUUCUGUCAGAAAAAAGGACACUGGAGAUGUCUCAUGGUGUGUGUACUCAGGGUCGGUGCAAGGAAGUUUUGCGCCCUAGGCGAAACUUCCACCUUGCGUCCCCCCAGCCCUGCAGCAGCUCC